Messenger RNA from Melampsora larici-populina 98AG31, 1203 nucleotides. RefSeq lists its product as uncharacterized. The transcript is spliced from 8 exons. Gene Ontology annotation, cellular component: nucleus. Gene Ontology annotation, biological process: poly(A)+ mRNA export from nucleus. The record is from RefSeq and is a predicted model, not a curated record. Lineage: Eukaryota; Fungi; Basidiomycota; Pucciniomycetes; Pucciniales; Melampsoraceae. Bases 1 to 1203 code for a protein of 400 amino acids.
AUGGACCCUAAAAACCCUUCACGAGAUUUGGAAGACCAGAUUUUUGGUGGAGGUGAUUCGGAUCUUUCGGAUGUUGAAGGUGAUGACCUUCAAAAUGCACCGCAGCCCUCAGCCCGUCAUCAAGACGAAGAUAGAGACGGAGAGUAUGAAGAUUCAGAUGGAGAAGAGGCUCAUUCACAACAUGCUCAUGAUGAAGAUUAUAAUGAAAUCAGUCAAACUCGACCAACUUCGACAUCUUUUCCUAAAUUCCGCAAGUCUUCAAAAGCCGCUGAUUCCUCUGAGAGGCGACCUCCAAAGGAAAAUAAGCAACGUCGACCGGCCGAAGCAGAUCAGCAUGUUGAUGAGCUUCAGCAGGAAGCCAUACCGAUUGACCCUGAAGAACUCCGAAGACAAGAGCUUUAUGACCAGAUUGAUCAAGCAGCUGGUAAAAAUAAGAAAAACAAAAAACGUAGACGAAAAGGAGGUGAUGAAGAUUUGGAAAUGAUGGCGGACGAAGAAGUGUCCAAGCUGAGAGCUAGGAUGUUGGGUGCGGUUAAUAUGGAUCUCGAAGCCAAUGAGGAACGUAGACCUGCAACGGCUAAGAUGAUGUUGUUACCACUCGUGACGGCCACUAUGCAAAAAUCUCACUUGGAGACUGCUAUACUUGAUAACGGAGUGCUCGAAGCGGUCAAGAAAUGGCUUGAACCACUUCCUGAUCGAUCACUUCCGGCGCUUAACAUUCAACGUUCUCUAUUGCAGCUGUUGAGUAAAAUGACUAUCGACACCCAAUCUUUGAAAUCAAGUGAACUUGGUAAAGUGAUUGUAUUCUACACCAAAUGUAAAAGGGUUGACCCCUCAAUCAAGCGUUUAGCCGACAACUUAUUCACGACCUGGCUCCGUCCUAUCAUCCGGCGACCGGCUUCUUACCGGUCUCGUGCACCCCUCCCAGUAUCAUCCCUACCAAACGCAGAUUCCAACAUCAUCAAUCGACCCACACCUUCAUCCCAAGCUCCAAAUCGAUCUCAACGAGCUCGAAUUCCAGAAACCAUUCAUCAAGCUUUCCAAUUUGCUCCAACAUCCACACUUGAUGCUAAUCCUCAAGGUGAUGAAGGAGGAUCACAAAAUCCUGCAUUUAAGAAAGGUAGUCAAAAGGCUACGGCAAAGAAGACACGUGAGUGGGCAAGGAAAAUGGUAGAUGCCAAGAAAGGUCAACGGAUGGGAUAA